Messenger RNA from Etheostoma cragini (Arkansas darter), 580 nucleotides. RefSeq names its product caspase-1-like. The transcript is spliced from 2 exons. The record is from RefSeq and is a predicted model, not a curated record. NCBI's taxonomy places the organism in Eukaryota, Metazoa, Chordata, Actinopteri, Perciformes, Percidae. Gene Ontology annotation, molecular function: cysteine-type endopeptidase activity. Bases 1 to 459 code for a protein of 152 amino acids. Gene Ontology annotation, biological process: regulation of apoptotic process; proteolysis.
AUGAAGCUGUCGCGUGUUUCAGUCUCGUCUCCUGAGAGGACGGAUGGGACGGGGACGGGUUCUCCCAGGACAGAAGGUCAAGGAGGGGUGAGGUCAGAGGACAGCGUCUCUAAAGGGGACAACUUCCCUAGUUCGCCUAUAUUGUACAGAAUCCCUGGCGUCCCUAAAGAGGACAGCGUCCCAGCCGAGAAGACGCUGUUGCGAGUCCGGACACAGUUUGUGGCCCGAGUGUCUGAUGCACUUCUGAACCAGGUCCUGGAUUAUCUCCUUGAGCGUGGAGUUCUAUCUUACAGUGAAAUGGAAGGAAUCCUAACCAGAACCGGAACCAGAACCAGAGCAGACAAAGCCCGAGACGUGGUGGACACUGUGAUAAAAAAAGGACGUGAGGCCAGCUCACUUCUGGUCUCUGCUCUCUGUGAGCUGGACCCGGUCCUGUCCAGAGAGCUGGGAUUAAGGUGAAGAUGUCGACCUGUGGACAGAGAUGAUUAAUCUCUCCAAUAACUGGCUGGUACCCGGGAUUUUAACGUAGUCCUGGUUUCAGCCACUAGAUGGAGGCAGAACGUCACGGAUCCACAAACCA